This is a messenger RNA of Arthroderma uncinatum, 1404 nucleotides long. Its product is annotated as PTR2-domain-containing protein. The coding region runs from base 1 to 1404 and encodes 467 amino acids. Lineage: Eukaryota; Fungi; Ascomycota; Eurotiomycetes; Onygenales; Arthrodermataceae. Gene Ontology annotation, cellular component: fungal-type vacuole; plasma membrane. The transcript has 5 exons. The record is from RefSeq and is a predicted model, not a curated record. Gene Ontology annotation, molecular function: tripeptide transmembrane transporter activity; dipeptide transmembrane transporter activity. Gene Ontology annotation, biological process: transmembrane transport.
AUGGCUGUGCCUUGCAACGAGAAGGACAAUCUUGCGCGCUGCGAGAAACAUUUGGAGGACGCUCCUGAUACUGAAACCUCCGCUGUGCCGCCAUUGGAUAUCAAUGCACCUCAAUAUGAUCUAAAUGUGCCGUCUGAGGAGGAACUGGCAACUUUACGACGCGUCGGGAGCAAAAUCAACAGUACGGCAUGGAUAUAUCUCUGCGGAAUCCUGUUGCUUCUUCUUACUUCUAUCCCACAGGCACUAGAUGCAGGAGCUGGCCUAGGGGGCCUUAUUGGGUCGUUUAUUUUGAUAGGGCUUGGUGUUGGAGGGGUGAAAUCGAGUGUUGCGCCUUUUACAGCCGAUCAGAUACGUGGAGACCAGAAACAUAUUGCCGUUCUCGAGACAGGUGAACGUGUCAUCGUGGACCAUGAGCUGGCUGUGAGACGGGUCUACAGCAUCUUUCACUGGUGUACGAAUGUCGGUGCACUUUCUGGCCUGGCGAGCACUGCGUUAGAGAAAUAUCUCGGUUUCUGGACAUCAUUCCUGCUUGCACUAGUCGCACUUGCUUCUGGGACCCUGAUUCUCAUCCUAGGACGUGGAAGAUACUACCAGCGAAAACCUGAAGCCAGCUUUCGCGCCAAACUCUUGAGUGCCCUGGCCUGUGCAAUCAAGGGAGGGUUCAAUCUUGAUGCUGCUCAACCGGAAGCUCAACUCGAAAAACAUGGCCGGACCGUUCCUUGGGACAAUCAGUUCAUUGAAGAUCUCCGGCAAGCGUUAAAGGCUUGUAGAGUUUGGGCCAUGUAUCCUAUUAUAUGGCUAUGCUAUGACCAAAAUCAGACCAAUCUCGUAUCUCAGGCCGGCCAAAUGGUAACUUAUGGUAUCCCAAACGAUGCAUUGGCCAGCUUGAACCCCAUUUGUGUUUUAAUUGCUGUACCAAUGUUCGAAAGCUAUCUCUAUCCUUACAUGCACAAGUUCAAUCUCCCAUCUCGGGCAACCGUUAGGAUGUCGAUUGGGUUUGCUCUAACCGCAGCCAGUAUGGCUAUUGCAUCAGGCGUACAACAGGUAGUAUACAAUGCGCCGCCCUGCUAUAACAUGCCCCUAGAAUGCCCAGCGUCGGAGAAUGGAAACAUACCCAACCAAGUGAGUGUAUUCUUACAGGUACCAAUAUUCGUUACUGGUGCGAUGGGCGAAGUGCUAUGGCUAGUGGCUGGAUCUGAAUACGCAUACAACAAGGCAGCGUCGCACAUGAAAUCAACCCUACAAGCCUUUACGAUAUUGACGGCCGCUCUGAAUUCCGUUCUGGGGCUUGCGGUUGCCCCUGCCGCCCAUAAUCCAAACCUAACGAUCUUAUUUGCAUCCAUCGCCGGGGCAAUGGGCGCUACUACGGUUGCCUUUGGUCUAAUAUUCUGGAAAAGUGAUUGA